Colletotrichum orchidophilum is the source of this 1197-nucleotide messenger RNA. RefSeq names its product tat pathway signal sequence. Lineage: Eukaryota; Fungi; Ascomycota; Sordariomycetes; Glomerellales; Glomerellaceae. The transcript is spliced from 2 exons. The coding region runs from base 1 to 1197 and encodes 398 amino acids. The record is from RefSeq and is a predicted model, not a curated record.
AUGCCCAAAUCACCCUUCUCACCGGGCUCAAGCCGUACUGCAUACUCAUCCGUUGGCCGUAUGCCCGUCAUCGCGGAAGACGACUCACUCCCGGGCGUCACACAUCCAAAAAUCGCCGCCCUCCCUCCUCCACCGCCAUGCCGUAGCACGAAGCCGAAAUACUACGGCCGCUCGCCAGUACCACGGGCUAUCAACUCGCACCCGUCCUACCCUCCCCCGGCCUACUCUCGCAGCUCGUCUCGCGACAGCACCCUUAGUACUCUGAGCACACGCAGCCUCCUUAGCGCGGGCAGCAACGGCAGCCGUCCGAGCUCGGGUACGUCCACUCCCAGGAGCUCUCUCAAGGACAAGUCUCAGCUUCUUCCCAUCACUACGCCUGUAGGGCCACCGUCGGUUGCGGAGAAGGCCAAGAAGGCGUCGUGGAUCGCCCGCCGCGGCAACAGAUACCGCAUGCUGGUUGCCAUUACCCUCGGCAUUGGUCUGAUUGUUGGCUUGUCGGCUGGACUUACCGUCGGAAUGCGCAGACCACCUCCUCCAGUAACUCCGACUACCACUAACACAACGGAACUCUUCCCCUCGGGCUCUUUCUCCUUCAAUACGGCUCUGUUGGAGUCCAACACAGGAUGCACCGCCAACCCAUCGACGUGGCGUUGCUUCCCCUACCAAAACUACUCUCAAUCCUCAAGCGGCUCUCUCGCAUCCUUUUUCUGGACAAUCACCCCGAAAAACUCAUACACCUAUCAAAUCUCGUCCUCCUCCAACCCAUUUGCUCCGCAAUUCACCAACCAGACCAUGGUGCUGCUCGAAGGAAACACCAUCAACGAGCGCCUCGUCUUCAACUUCUCCCUCCCCAAGACCGUGGUCCCGUCCGAGGCUAUCACCGACGACGGCCGCGCCGCGACUUGCACUUUCCCCGACACCGCGUUCCGCGCGACGGUCUGGACGAGACGCAACACCACCACGCCGCUCGGGACCAUCGCUUCCGGCACGAACGCGACUACCUCUGACCCCAACGUCAAGUGGGCGCCCUGGCCUGGCCAGGUUGAGGUUGUGCAGGUCAAGAAGGGAGGGCCCGCGUGCCAGGACAAAGCAGGCAACGCCGUUACCGUCGCGGCGGGGCGUGAUCAAUGUAAGUGCCGGUAUGCCAACUACGACUUGGAAUCACAGCAGAAGACGAGGAGAGAUUGGCAGGCGUGA